Molecule: messenger RNA, 1140 nt
Organism: Panicum virgatum (switchgrass)
Lineage: Eukaryota; Viridiplantae; Streptophyta; Magnoliopsida; Poales; Poaceae
Product: auxin-responsive protein IAA2-like
Exons: 6
Coding region: 116-838 (240 amino acids)
Biological process (GO): regulation of DNA-templated transcription
Cellular component (GO): nucleus
Molecular function (GO): protein binding
Source: RefSeq, a predicted model, not a curated record
GUACUGCUCGCGUCUCUCCCUACUCUGCUUGUGAGUCGUGUGUGACCCGUGACCGGGAGCAAGCAAGUGCUCUGCGCGCGCUGAGCAAGGUAGGAGGAGGAGGAAGGCGGCGACCAUGGCGUGGCGCGGCCGGCUCGGAGAGGCCGGGGACAGUGGCCUCGAGCUCCGCCUUGGCCUCCCGGCCUACUUCGCCGCCAAGUCCUCAGGUUUGGACGCCGGCGAUGCGCCCGGCGACGCUGCUGCUUUUGCUCUCCAAGCCGGCAAAGGGAACGAUGCUUCCAAUUCCAAAGCGAGGGCCAGGCCAGCAGCUGCAGCUCCGGUGGUGGGGUGGCCGCCGGUCCGGUCGUUCAGGAGGAACCUGGGGUCCUCCAGGCAGUCACCCCAGUCGUCGUCCGCUCAUCAUCAGGACGGCGGGGUCAAGGGCGGCGACGAUGGGGCCGGGGGCGCACACAAGGGCGGCCUGUUCGUGAAGAUCAACAUGGACGGCGUGCCGAUCGGGCGGAAGGUGGACCUCAGGGCGUACGGUGGCUACGCCGAGCUCUCCGCUGCCGUCGGCAAGCUCUUCCGCGGCCUGCUCGCCGCUCAGAGGGACCCGGCCGCCGCCGCGGUGGGCAGGCGCUGCGGCGAGAAGGCGGAGGAGGCCGAGGAGCCCACGAUCGGCGGCGAGUACACGCUGGUGUACGAGGACGAGGAGGGCGACCGGGUGCUGGUCGGCGACGUCCCCUGGGAGAUGUUCGUGGCCACCGCGAAGAGGCUGCGUGUGCUCAGGAGCUCCGACCUGCCGGCCUCGUCGCUGAGAGCAGGCGGGGGCAGGAAGAGGGUUGCAGCCGACUGCUGAACCAUCCAUGCUCUGUUCUGCUCCAUGGAUCACCAGCUUGUAGAAAAGGUCCCAAGUGGAGAACUGGCGUAGCCUGGCCUUGGCCCCUUUUUGAUGUCUUUUCUGUGUUGCUGCUAAUAGUAGUAUAUGGGAGGGAACAAGCCAUGACGGUAUUAGGGUCAUGGAAUGCAGUAGUAUUAGGUGUUCAUGAUGAAUCUAUCGUCUUUCUUGCCUGCUUUGGUAAAAAAAAUGCGAAACUGUGUGCGUCAAUCUAAUCUUAAGUGUGUUCUCGUUAUUGAUAAGACAGUGGAGUUAGUUCUGAA